GAGUUUUAUUUAAUGUAAUCGAAAAUAUAGAUUUUCAAGCUUUUCUUAAAAAGGCUUGCCCUUCUUUUAAUAUUCCAUCUCAUCAUACUUUUUCCAAUUCACUUCUUGAUAAAGAAUAUAUGAAUCUACAAGUAGUUGUCCAAAAUACCCUUGAUAAAACACCUUAUCAUUUUUGUACUAAAGAAGAACAUCAUACCGUAGAAAAUAUAGCUAAAGGAAUUGAAAAUGUAAUGCGUGAAAUUAAUAUUGAAAAAUGUUGGGCUCACAGAAUAAACUUUUGGGUUAAGGAUAUUCUUAAAAAUGGAUGGGCUCUACAAAUUUUAAAAAAAACUAAAGAGUUAGUUUUGUAUUUCCGUAAUCAUCAAAUUUCUAUGGCAACUCUUCGUCAUUUACAAAAAGAAACUUACAGUUUUGAGAUUGCUCUUGUUUUAACUGUUGAUACGAGGUGGAUAUCAACUUUUGAGUGUCUUGAUCAUGUUUUACGAACACAAGCUGUAAUUUAUGCUAUAUUAACUGAAGAUGGUAUUGAAUUAGAUGAAAAUAUCAAAGCAAUUAUUAGUAAUGAACCAUAUCUCUCUUCUGCAUAUAAAAUAUUGCAAGAUUUAAAAAAAAAAAUUAUAAAUAACGUACAAAUUCUAGUAGAACUUCAUGAUAAUACAUUACAGUUGCAUAUAUACUUGAUCCUAGGAGUUGAUAAUGAAAAUCAAGUAUUAGACGAGUUAGCAGAAUAUACUGAAAAAUCAGAAAAUCUUACCUCAAAACUACUUAAUUGGUGGAAUUUAUUAAGCAUGCAAUAUCUAACUUUAAGUCAAGUUGUACAUAAAGUCUUAUCAAUUUCUGCCACUUCUGCAGCUAGUGAGCCAGAUAAGCUUGUCUAUAUUUAUUGGAAUACACAAAUUCUCUAUCAGUUGGGAAGAUCUGUAUUAAUUAAUAAUUUACAAGAAAUAUCUGUUAAUUCAGAUAAUCAAGAACUUGAUAUUAAUAUGGAUGAUGAUGAAAAUGAAGAGCUUAAUGGAAACUUUACUGAUUUUUCUAAUUGGCAUCUUAAUAUAUUCGACAACUGUGAGCAUGAAUUCGAUAAUUAUUCUGAGUGA
Scutellospora calospora is the source of this 1094-nucleotide messenger RNA. Lineage: Eukaryota; Fungi; Glomeromycota; Glomeromycetes; Diversisporales; Gigasporaceae. The record is from the annotation of a GenBank genome assembly.